This is a messenger RNA of Sesamum indicum (sesame), 1862 nucleotides long. Its product is annotated as 3-ketoacyl-CoA synthase 12. Gene Ontology annotation, molecular function: acyltransferase activity, transferring groups other than amino-acyl groups. Gene Ontology annotation, cellular component: membrane. Gene Ontology annotation, biological process: fatty acid biosynthetic process. The record is from RefSeq and is a predicted model, not a curated record. Lineage: Eukaryota; Viridiplantae; Streptophyta; Magnoliopsida; Lamiales; Pedaliaceae.
AUAUAUAUGGUCACAUGUGGCAACUUGCCCAACUCCCUGAAUUAUAAUACCAUCUCUCUGGUUUAAAUUUCUCGUCCAUCAAUCACCAAAAUCGCAUAUUGCUUGAGAGAACAAUACCCUAUUUUCUACUCUCGUUUCUCUCCCUCUUUCUUCCUUUACCCAUAUCAAAAGAAAAAAAAAAAAAAAAGGAGGAGGGGAUGGAUCUCUUUCUCAUGUUUUUCUACUGUCUUCCUUUGCUUCCUCUAGUUUACAUGGCAUGGAGAGUUCUUGAUCAGAGGAGGCAUCAAAAUUGUUACAUAUUGGACUAUGAAUGCUAUAUGCCGACCGACGAUAGGAAGCUGAGCACGAAAUUUUGUGGCGAAGUGAUUAGGAGGAACAAGCAUCUUGGCUUGAAUGAGUACAAGUUCCUCUUGAAGGCCAUAGUCAGCUCGGGCAUUGGCGAGGAGACGUACGCUCCGAGGAUGGUGUUCGAUGGGCGGGAAGCGUCGCCUACUCUCGCUGACGGGCUCCUGGAAAUGGACGAGUUUUUCUUGGACUCCAUCAACAGGCUGUUCAAGAGAACUGGCAUCUCUCCUUCAGAAAUCGAUGUCCUGGUCGUGAACAUAUCCAUGCUCGCCACGCUUCCUUCAUUGUCGUCCAGGAUAAUCAACUUCUACAAAAUGAGAGAGGAUGUCAAGGUCUAUAACCUGACGGGGAUGGGCUGCAGCGCCAGCUUAGUCUCCAUCAACAUCGUCCAGAGCAUAUUCAAGAGUGAAAAGAACUUGCAGGCACUUGUGGUGACGUCCGAGUCACUCAGCUUGGGUUGGUACUCGGGCAACAACAGAUCCAUGAUACUCGCGAACUGCCUGUUCAGAGCAGGAGGGUGCGCUAUGAUUGUCACGAACAAACCAUCCUUGAAAGACAGAGCAAUGUUCAAGCUGAAAACCCUGGUGAGAACCCACCACGGCGCCAAGGAUGAGUCCUACGAGUGCUGCAUACAGAAAGAAGACGAGAAAGGGUUCGUCGGGUUCCACCUGGGGAAGAACCUGCCUAAGGCUGCCACACGAGCAUUCGUCGACAAUCUGAAGGAAAUAGCGCCCAAGAUCCUCCCCGUGCGCGAGCUUCUCCGCUUCUCCGCGCUGCUUUUCGUCCGAAAACUACGACAGAAGUGGAGCAAAGCAGCAGCCGGGGCGACUGCCAGACCGAUGAUCAACUUCAGCACUGGAGUGGAUCAUUUCUGCCUGCACACGGGAGGGAAAGCGGUGAUCGAUGCUAUAGCACAGAAUCUGGGUCUGAGUGAGUACGACGUGGAACCAGCACGCAUGACGCUGCACCGAUUCGGGAACACGUCGGCUGCCAGUCUCUGGUACGUGCUGGCGUACAUGGAGGCGAAGAAGAGGCUGAAGAAAGGUGAUAAAGUGUUCAUGAUCAGCUUCGGGGCAGGAUUCAAGUGCAACAGCUGCUUGUGGGAGGUGAUGAGAGAUUUGGAUGGGAAGAAUGUGUGGGCAGACUUCAUCGACAGCUACCCGCCGAAGAAUUUGGCGAACCCUUUCCUGGAGAAGUAUGGAUGGAUUCAGAACGAGGAUCCAGAUACAUUCUAUGUUCCUGAUGAUUACGAGAUACCCGAUUAAAUAUUUUUUUAAUUUUAUUUUUUGGGAAAAUACUUUGGGUUCAAAUGAUGUUUUUACUGUGUGUUUGAUUUUUUAUUUUAUUAUUUUCCAAAUCUUUUUCUUUUCUUUUUUGGUUUGGUGUAAGAUUAAAAUAUAGGUCUUACUAUUGAUGAUCCAUACAGGUGAUUGAUUCAUACCAAGUUAAAGGUGGAGGAUACAUUGGUUUAAGGACCUAAAGUUUAUUAAUCAAUUAGUUUGAAUUUUCUGUUGUAA